GGUGCAUUACCGCCGUUUUGCUUUCCUGCUUUAAUUUUUUUUUCUUCUUUGUAAACCAAAAUUCUUACCUUUUGAUCAAAAUCUUUUGCUCCCUUUUAUUAUUUUGCUUUCACCAAACAGAGCUGAUGGUCAAGUGGCUAAAACCCAAAAAUAGAUACUGUAAGUCCUUUUUUAAGUGUUGGGUUAAAUAUGUAUAAACGUCAAGUUACUUUUUGUUUUUUUUUAAUCAAUUUUGGUGAUUGGUAAGUUCUUAAUUCCUCUCUGCUUUCAAGUUGAAAUUUUUAAUGCAUGUAAGCUUAUUGCUUGAUGUUUGGAUGCUGAGAAAAAAAACUGGGAAAAAGAACAAGAAAAAGAGAUAAUUUUGAAUCCAAAUAUGUAAACAAAGUCUGGAACUUGAGAAUUGGGAUCACCCAUCUUUAGUUUAAGACUACUUUUUUUCUCCUCUUUUUUCAGCCCUGAGAAAUUGGAAAAUGUUUGGUUGCUGGGAAAAUAAAAAAGAUGAAGACUUUUGCUUCCAUUUGAAUUAUUAUAACUAAAAUUAACGAUUCUCUUGUUCUUUGUGGCGGUUUUUCCAAGCUAAUGGAUGAUUUGCUGAGAAAAUCGAGGAAAGAUCAAUUUUUUUUUUUUUUGCUAUGAAUAAAUUCUUUGUUUUGGAGUAUUUGUUGGUUUUCUUAUAAAUUUUUGUAUAUGCAGCACAAAUUGGUGGUUCGACCAAGAACUGAUUUUUGUUGGUUUGCUAAAGAUAUCGACAAACUGAUAUGAUGGCUUGAAAAUGAAGAACAAUUGAUCAAAGGCCAAACAAAAGAAACUUUACCAAAUGGAGCAAACACAUGAAAACCUCCAUGAAAGCAAUGAUCAUGUUCUUGAUAUAGCACCAAACGAUGGUCAAGUUGUGAACAAUGUUGACUCUCAUGAACCUGUGAUUCAGCCAUCUUCAAGUCAUGGAAGUUUUAUGUCAUCAUUUUGUUUUUGGGUUUAUAUUAGAUUAGUUUUCAAUAUCAGUCAAAUUGUUGCAUCAAUAACUGUUAUAGUAGUUUCUAGAAAUGAAAAACCACAAGCUCCAUUGUCUACUUGGAUUAUGGGUUAUGCUGCAGGUUGUGCUGCUUCUAUUCCAAUCCUUUUCCAACAUUGUUUUCUUCCAUAUCCGACGCUUAGCAGAUUAUUAGAGCACUUUAAAUGGGUGCUAAAAGCUUACUUUUUUGUAUGGUUUAUUAUUGGAAAUGUUUGGUUAUUUGGAGGUUACUCUUCCUCGGGGGCUUCGAAUUUACACAGGUUAUGUAUAAUGUUUCUCGUCUUUAGCUAUCUCGAGUUUACUAUGCCCUUCAUCCUCUGUGUGGUUUUAGCAUGCUGUUGUGGAGACCUAGGCCUAAUUAAAGGAGCCUCUUCGGAAUGCAUCGAGUCAUUGCCAACUUACACGUUCAAGUUACAAAAAGAUGGUAGCGGAAGCAUAAGGAAAAUUAAUUCGGAAGUUAAAGGAGGGGCUGAAACUGCAGGAACCGAAAAGGACUGCGCUAUUCCGGGAGAUGAUGCUGUUUGCUGCAUUUGUUUGGCGAGUUAUGCCGACAAUGAUAUGCUAAAGGAACUCCCUUGCUCUCAUUUCUUCCAUACCAACUGUGUAGAUAAAUGGCUCAAGAUGAAAGCUCUUUGUCCGCUUUGCAAAUGCACGGUUUUGAUUACGAAAUGAGGGUUUGCCUUUUUGUUAUUGAUAUUACGAUAGUAGUUCUUAACCACCUUUCCAAGUAGAUUACUCCCCCGAUUACCGACAACGGUUGAAGACGAGCAAAAUGAGAAGAGGGAAACGGGAAACAAAGAAACCUAAGCUACAAAGAUUGUACAUACAAGGAUAUCUGUAAUAUACUUGAAUACAAUCUGUUGAUACCAAGCCUUUUUACGCGUAUCAA
Messenger RNA from Gossypium arboreum, 1901 nucleotides. RefSeq names its product E3 ubiquitin-protein ligase At4g11680-like. The transcript is spliced from 4 exons. NCBI's taxonomy places the organism in Eukaryota, Viridiplantae, Streptophyta, Magnoliopsida, Malvales, Malvaceae. The record is from RefSeq and is a predicted model, not a curated record. The coding region runs from base 818 to 1684 and encodes 288 amino acids.